CAACAACACCUUGAAACACAUUGAUCAUACAUUUGCAAUUCAUACGAACUUCACUCAUCCACUACCCUCUACUAUCUUAGCAAAGUCGCAUUCAUAUACUCAAGCAUCUCCCUCACACCUCUACAAGCUAUAUCUCACCACAAAGUCGUGUGAGCACACCACAACCCGCCCUCUACCUCUCUACCAAGCCCAGAGACCUCGAUCACAACCGCCAAAAUGACUCGUGGAAACGGCACCGUCACCAAAGUCUUCUACAAGGGCAGCACCGAUGAUUUCGUCGUCUUUAUCGAAUCUCCCCAAGAUCUUGAAGAAUGGAAGAAGGACAAGUCCAAGCCCCUUGCCGAAGUCGUCAACUCCUUCAAAGUCUUGGUCACACACAAGCACGGCGCUCAGGGUCAAUUGGACACCGCAUCCAAGGCUAGCCUAGAGAACGAGUUCGGUACCAAAAACGAGGACGAGGUCAUAAUGAAGAUCCUCGAGGGAGGCCAAAUGCAAAACACACAGGCUGGCGAGCGUAGCGGCGACCGCAACGAGACCAUGGGUCCUCGACAGGGACAUCCUUCUGCUUAGACAGCACGAUCUCGAGCAGCGAUGUAGUGCCCGCGCAGCAUGGCUCCGCAAGGAAGAUUUGCCAAUCGUGCACGACUCAGCAGUCGCAAACCAUUCAAACGAGGGUGGACAAAGAUAUCAUAGCCAAGAAUGGGUGUAUGCACAACUUGAGCUGGAAGAUAAAUACCUGCACGAAACAGCAUGGUGUUGAUCUGGGCUGAUAAUGCCGGCCGGAAACCAAGAAAGUAUCCCAGCAUGUAGCAGAACUGCGAAGCGGGCAAUCAAUCGAUAUCAAAGUGAAUUGUUCACAUAUUAGUCCAUCGUGCUUAACUUGUGCGCUUUAUUAGGUGAUGCUCGCAUGAUACAGAGUAUACGGGUUCUAAAUCGUAGUUACAUCUAUUCUUCCA
Exophiala viscosa is the source of this 956-nucleotide messenger RNA. RefSeq names its product ribosome maturation protein. The coding region runs from base 217 to 570 and encodes 117 amino acids. The transcript has 3 exons. Lineage: Eukaryota; Fungi; Ascomycota; Eurotiomycetes; Chaetothyriales; Herpotrichiellaceae. The record is from RefSeq and is a predicted model, not a curated record.